AUGAAGCCGGUGACAGCCGACGCGUGCUUCGAAGUGAUCCGAGUCGCGUACGCGAACGUGUGCAACUUCCGGUCGAGUCGAGAGCUCUACACGUCCAAGCAGCAGGUUCUGGGCUGGACGCAUCGCUAUCGUCUGGAAGGAGAGAACCUGCAGUACUCGAUUUGUAAGUUCUUCUCGGGAAUGGACGCUCAAGAGAUGUCGGAUCGUGGCUGGGCCAUUAUGACAACGGAAAGCUCGUACAAGGCGCUGCACUCGCGCGGGAUGACGUCCAAUCUCCAUGACAUCCAAACGGUGAACGAAGACAACCGCGUGUUAUGUCGAGAACUGCAGCGUCCGGAUCAAAAUACUGUCAUGAGGACGCUGUUCCUGUCGUCUCGCUUCCAGACUGCAGAGGGUUAUAUGACAAUCUACCGCGCCCUGGACCACGAAAAGCUCGGCUUCACUGGGGCUAACCUCCCCAAAACGGAGGAUAAAUCUAGGGUGGACACGCUCGACUCCAGGCCACCUGAACCGCGCGUUGUCUGGCUGGAUAUGUUUGCGUGGACGUCGUUCGAGAACCGCAGCGACGGCUCCGGGGUGGAGUUUCAAUUCGGCGGCGAGAUGAAGCACUUUUCAGCUGACAACGCCAAGUUUUGGAUGAUGGAGGUGCUGCUGAUGGCACUUCGCUGGGAGAGCCGCGCGGUGGCUCCCCUCAUUACCUUGCAGGGCUGA
Phytophthora sojae is the source of this 711-nucleotide messenger RNA. RefSeq lists its product as hypothetical. The record is from RefSeq and is a predicted model, not a curated record. The transcript has a single exon. Lineage: Eukaryota; Oomycota; Peronosporomycetes; Peronosporales; Peronosporaceae. Bases 1 to 711 code for a protein of 236 amino acids.